Ruditapes philippinarum (Manila clam) is the source of this 1796-nucleotide messenger RNA. Its product is annotated as zinc finger protein 226-like. NCBI's taxonomy places the organism in Eukaryota, Metazoa, Mollusca, Bivalvia, Venerida, Veneridae. The transcript is spliced from 2 exons. The annotation marks the transcript as partial. The record is from RefSeq and is a predicted model, not a curated record.
UCAUAUUUAGUUAGACGUGAUUGACUCCCUUUGAAAAUUUUGCACCAUUUGUAACGAUUUGGGAAAAGAAGAGUUUUUAGUCUUAAAUAUUGGCAAGGAGUGACAACCAUGUGGCACUAGCAGAAAAGCAUCAACAACAACAAAAACACUGUUGAGCAGCGGUACAGAUACAAUAUGUGUGUGUGGAGAAAUAUGUUGUGAUUUGUAGAAGCAUGUGUGAAACCAGUCUUGUUAGAAAACUAUUGCUUUGGAAAUUGUGAUCAUUUAUUUUCCUUCCUGAAUUUUCUAAGUGCACUAAAACAUCAUUUUUACAAACCAGUGAGUUACAGUUUUAUUAGUGAAUAUUCCUGUAUUGGAAAAUGGGAACUCACAGUUAUGAAGAAAUUAUUUUAUUAAUCAUUGUAGAAAAUUAGUAACCUCAAAAUACACUUGUCAAUACUGUGUGUCAGUGUGUUUUAAAUCAUUUUCUUUUAGAUUCAAUCUUCAAGUAUAUAUAACAAUGUUGACUACUGAGGAAAAUUUCAGAUGCUUACUUGCGGAUAACAGUAGUCUGAAAAUACAUAUGACAAUCGCAAACUAGUUGUCCUAAAACACAUAGAACAAUACACACUGAUGAUAAGAAUCAUGAAUGUGAAUAUUCAACUUGGCACAAAGGCAAUCUUAAAAAGCACAUGAAUAUAUACAUUCGUGAAAAAUUAUGAAUGUGAAAAUUGUGAAUAUUUCCACUUUGCACAGAAGUAAUCUUGAAACGCACAUGCAAACACAUACUGGUGAGAAGAGUUAUAAAUGUGAACUUUGUCACCGUUCAUUUUCUCGCAGUGGGGAUCUUAAAAGACAUAUGAAAAUACACACUGGUGAGAGAACUUAUCAAUGUGCAAUAUGCCACCGUUCAUUUUCUCACAGUAGUAGUCUUAAGAAACAUAAUAUGAUAAUGCACACUGGUGAGAAGAAUCAUGGAUGUGAAAUAUGUCAUCGUUCAUUUACUUAUGGUAGUAAUCUUAAAAGACAUAUGAAAAUACACACUGGUGAGAAGAAUCAUAAAUGUCAAGUAUGUCAUAGUUCAUUUUCUCACAGUUGGGAUCUUAAAAGACAUAUGACAAUACACACUGGUGAGAUGAAUCAUGGAUGUGAAAUAUGUCAUCGUUCAUUUACUGAUGGUAGUAAUCUUAAAAGACAUAUGAAAAUACACACUGGUGAGAAGAAUCAUAAAUGUGAAAUAUGUCAUACUUCAUUUUCUAAUAGCAGUAAUCUUAAACAACAUCUGACAAUACACACAGGUGAGAAGAAUCAUAAGUGUGAAGUAUGUCUACGUUCAUUUUCUCGAAGAGGAGAUCUUAAAAAACAUAUGACAAUACACACUGGUGAGAAGAAUCAUAAAUGUGAAAUAUGUCAUCGUUCAUUUUCUCAGAGAAGUAAUCUUAAAACACAUAUGAUAGUACACACUGGUAAGAAGGGCCAUAAAUGUGAAAUAUGUCAUCGUUCAUUUUCUUAUAGAAGUAAUCUUAACCAACAUAUGACAAUACACACUGGUGAGAGGAAUCAUAAAUGUACAAUCUGUCAUAGUUCAUUUUCUCAGAGCAAUGGUCUUAAAGAACAUAUGACAAAACACACUGGUGAGAAGAAUCAUAAAUGUGAAAUCUGUCAUAGUUCAUUUUCUAACAACAGUAAGCUAAAAAGACACAUGACAAUACACACUGGCGAGAAGAAUCAUGAAUGUGAAAUAUGUCAUCAUUCAUUUUCUCAAAGAGGUAAUCUUAAGCAACAUAUGACAAUACACACUGGCGAGAAGAAUCAUA